Molecule: messenger RNA, 3638 nt
Organism: Zea mays
Lineage: Eukaryota; Viridiplantae; Streptophyta; Magnoliopsida; Poales; Poaceae
Product: putative disease resistance RPP13-like protein 3
Exons: 3
Coding region: 146-3223 (1025 amino acids)
Biological process (GO): defense response to other organism
Molecular function (GO): ADP binding
Source: RefSeq, a predicted model, not a curated record
GUGUACUCAUCAAUAAAUAAAACAAAAUAAGAGCAAGUCUAGCUUCCCGGUCAACGGCUCCUCGUAUAAGGCACCCCUACUUGUAUCACAAAUUCACAACCAGAAGCAGCUCUCAGGAUUCGUAGCGCCUGCAUGCAGCUCCAGGAUGGCGGAGGCCAUCGUUGGUCCGCUGGUGGGGAAGCUCCAGGAGAUGGCGGUGAGCGAGGCGAAGGCUCUAGUGGCAGUGAACGACGACAUCCGCGGCCUCCGGGACCGGCUCAUGUGGAUGCAGGCCUUCUUGCGGCAUGCCGACCCGCGGCGACGCGACACCUCCGACGAGCUCAUCAGGGUGUGGCUCAAGCAGACCCGCGAUGUUGCCUUCGACGCCGAGGACGCCAUUGACGACUACUCCCUCAAGGUCGACCUCUCAAGAUAUCCAAAUUGGAGCCAGUCCAUUGUUUGUUUUUUCUCUGGAUUCACUACACAAGUAAGCAUUCGACACAAUCUAUCAAGAAAGAUCGCAGAGAUCAACUUAAGGCUUGAAGACAUCAUUAACAAUAAGGAGAAAUACAAGAUUGAAGCUGCACCCAAUGAUUUUCCAUUGGUGACAUGGAAACCUUCUACGGACAUCUCUACUGUGGCAAAAAGUUUGGAUGAUGUCCAACCAUCUUCGAUCAAACGGGAGGAGCUGGGGAAGCAGCUUGAAGAAGCACUUUUCUGUGACAAUAAGAACCGACUUGUUAUAUGUGUGACAGGGGAAGGUGGUGUGGGCAAGGCAACACUAAUCAGAGAACUAUAUGAAAAGCCAACAACAAAGUCAAAGCAGUUUGAAUGUCAAGCUUGGGUUAGCUUCCCACCGUAUUUAAGUUCUUCAAGCAUCCUACAGUUAAUCCAUCAGGAAUUGGAGGAAACAGAUACUUGGUGUCCCAGAAAACAAGUAGACAAGAAACUGCACGAAAUAUUGGAUAAGGACCGGUUCUUGCUCGUCAUAGAUGGAGAUGUUAGCAAUAGUGAUUGGAAUGCCAUCCUUGCCGCAUUACCAGAAAAGAACAACGGUAGUAGGAUUGUCCGUAUCAUGCAAGGUAUACAUAAGCAGCCACGUGGUAUUGCUGCAAAACACUGGAUUGAGCUGAAAUGUUUUGAAACAGAAAAAACCACUAGCCUAUUCAGCCAAAGGGUGUGCAUGGAAGAAAAAAUAAAUAUUGAAAACUUUGAUGAAGUUCUGCAUGGUAUAACCAAAGGCCUUCCUCUUGCCAUUGUUCUUCUGUCUGGCCUUGUACGAACAAAGGAGUACCCAAAUGAGUGGCAGGCAGUACUUGAACACCUCAAAUCCAAGAAAUCAAAAAGGCUUGAUAGCAUACUUGCCAUGUCUUUUGACGAUCUCCCACAUGACCUAAAAUCAUGCUUCCUCUACUUUGCUGCAUUGCCUAUGAACACGCCUGUUGAGGCUCGCAAAUUGGUAUGCAUGUGGAUGGCAGAGGGGUUUCUAAGACCAAAAGAUGGGAGAACAAUGGAGAAAGUUGGAAGAAUCUAUUUGAAGGAGUUGGUUAUGAGGCAUCUAGUUAAGUUAGUGAAGACAGACAAUGCCGGUGGUGGUGAUGAAUUUGUGGCCGUCCACCAUAAGGUUCAUGAAUUUUUGCAGCACGAAGCUCAAGAAGCUAACUUUGUGGAUAUCCACAAUGGUGACGAUAUCCCUUCUUUGGCAACUACUCGUCGCCUAUCUCUACAAAAUUAUACAGAUAAAUAUGCUGCUCUGUCCAGCUCUUUGCCAAAACUACGGUCUAUCUUGUCCAAUUUCCAGGAAGAGGUUGAAGAUGACGAGGAAGAUGAAGAUAAUGAGGAAAGUGAAGAUGACGAGGAAGAUGAAGACAGUGAGGAAAGUGAAGAUGACGAGGAAGAUUCAGAAAAGGAAGGAGACAUGGAGGCAGGGCAUAAGGUAGAAGGUGAUGGCGAUGGAGAGGUAGAGGUAGAAGAAGAUGAAAAUACUGAGAUUGUGUUAUGUGGAGACAAUGAAAACAAUGGGGAGGUUGAGGGGUCAUUUGAAAUUACUGAGGAAGGAGGGGAAAAUGAAACAAGUGAAGAAGCAAAACAGGAUGUGAUGCCCAGUACAACAAUGCCAUUAUUACCAAACUUGCUUCAGUGUUGGGUGACGCCACUAUCAGGCUUGCUUCGUUGUUGUGGGGAACAUGGCAGCCCUCAAGAGAGCACCAACUCAUACAUAAAAGAAAUGUUGCAAGUAUCCAAGUUUCUUCGUGUCAUCAAUCUACAAGGCAUCGAGAUCGGUGAGAGCUUACCAACAACUAUUGGGAAUGUAGCACACCUUCAGUACCUCGGUGUCACUGCUUGUUCCUUGAAAUAUAUCCCAUCGACAAUUGAAAACCUUAAAAAUCUUCAGACGUUGGAUGUUCGAGACACGUUUGUUUAUAAACUUCCAGAAGCAUUUUGGAGUAUAACGACACUGCGGCAUGUAUUUGGUGAGGGUCUUUUCUUGCCUAAGCAGGUGGGUGACUUGAAACACCUGCAGACACUUGAAAGCAUAGAUCCUGAUAAGGAUAAUGGUUGGGACAGCAGCACUUUUGAGAAAAUGGCUCACCUUCAGUCCCUUCAUGUUUGGGAUUCUAAGGAGAAUGGAGUUAAUGCUGAGGCUCUAUCUGCUGUUAUUGAUAAAGCUAAUUUCCUCGAACACCUAGAUACCCUCACUCUUGAUGUUCAUGACAUCCCAUUGAGUGUGUUCACCAGUUCUUCCCUGAGGCGUCUUCGUACCCUAAACUUAGACGGCAAGUUGGACAUGUUGGUGCUGCAAUCUAAAGAAAAGGAGUCAAAAUUUCAUUUCCCCAACCUUAGCUUCCUAUCAUUGGCAAACACAGAGGUGUCGCAGAACUUUAUCAACAAGCUUGGGAAGCUGCCUUCGCUCACCACUCUAAUAUUGGAUGUAAAAUCCUACAAGGAUGAUCAAGAUCAACUUGCCUUCCAAGCUGGUGGAUUUACAAGCCUUACAAAGCUGAUACUUUCUGAUCUGGAAAUUGUGAAACUCGAGAUAAAGAAAUAUGCACUUCCAGAACUCACAGAUUUGGAGGUUGAGUUGUACUACGACGAAAUCGAAAUCGAGGUAUAUGGCGAGCAUGAGUUUGUGAAGAAAAUUGAACAAGUGGAUGAAUACCUCUAUGGCCGUAUCACUCAAGUUCCGGUUGCUCCAAAGAAAAUUGGUCAGCUUCCUAGCAUGAAGCAACGCGUGGCUAGCUGAAGAUCACAGGUAAACUAAGACACCAAUAUAGUACCACUUGCUGUUAUUUCGAUUUGCCUGUUCAGUAUGUACAACUCUGUCAUGAGUCGUGAGUUUAUUAGUGUGGAUGUGAUGGCAGAUUGGCAUGUCUACAUAAUAAUUGCUGGCCGCACCUGUCUACAGUAUGCAUGUAUUCCUAAAUUGUAAAAUAAGUGAAAAAACGCAUAUGUGCGCGUGUAUCAUGGUGUGUACUCCUAAAUUGUAAAAUAAGUGAAAGAAAAAACAAGUGGAUCAUUGAAUGUUGAAGGAUGUUUUUGUAACCAGAUGUUCUUUAGACUCUGUUUUUUGUUUAGAGAAAUAUAAUCCCUUAUGUAGUUACUUGUGCAUCCAUAUCAUGUACACAUUGGCUCUUACGGGCUUGCCCUUUUUCUUUGUA